This is a messenger RNA of Ylistrum balloti, 11041 nucleotides long. RefSeq names its product la-related protein 4-like. The transcript is spliced from 18 exons. The record is from RefSeq and is a predicted model, not a curated record. Lineage: Eukaryota; Metazoa; Mollusca; Bivalvia; Pectinida; Pectinidae. Gene Ontology annotation, biological process: positive regulation of translation. Gene Ontology annotation, molecular function: mRNA 3'-UTR binding. Gene Ontology annotation, cellular component: cytoplasmic stress granule; cytosol. Bases 1 to 2895 code for a protein of 964 amino acids.
AUGGAAGGCCUAGACAAGGCCGAGCUCGUAGGAAGGAUAAGGUAUGGAAGGCCUGGACAAGGCCGAGCUCGAGCUCGUAGGAAGGAUAAGGAAGGCCCUCCCCCGAGUCAAGGCCGAGCUCGUAGGAAGGAUAAGAAACGGCUUUUUUCAAGGAUUUUGUCACGUAGUCAGUCUACAGCCAGAAAAGUGGAGCUGACGGCAAAUUUAGAAGAAAACUCGGCUGCCCUCAUGACGUCCGACCGGGGUACCAGUGGGGGCGCUGAGUUGACGUUGACAACACCGGUCACACCAAAGACAGCUGCUGGUCUAAAUCCAAAUGCUACAGUCUUCUCACUCAGCAGUAAAACCAGCACAUCCAACCCUUUGCCGGACGCAUCAGCUUGGGAUGGAAUCAAUGCAAAUGAUGAGUACCAGCAUGCCAAUGGUGACUUAGGAAAAGGAGAGCUGGGAGGGGCUGAUACUCCAGCAGAGUCCCCCCUCUCCAGUGAGGUCUCCUCCGGUUACAUUGACAACCAGGUUCCCAUCGUCACAGCUUUCUCUACAGAGAACAGCAUCACUGAUGUGGAAGACAACAUUGCCAAUGCUAGCAAUGUGACAGAGGACCAGCUGCGACAGAUGCUGAAAGAACAGCUAGAGAACUGUUUCUCUAGAGAAAGUCUGGCUAGUGACCGUUACCUUCAGUCUCAGAUGGACGCUGACCAGUAUGUUCCCAUAGCAACUGUUGCCAACCUCCAGCAAAUUCAGCAGCUCACAAAUGACCUUGAUCUUAUUACAGAAUUACUAAAAGAGCUACCAAAUGUUCAAGUACUUGAGGUAGAUGGAAAGUGUGAAAAGGUUCGUCCGAACCAUAAUCGCUGUAUAGUGAUACUCCGUGAGAUUCCUGAGUCUACACCUUUAGAGGAUGUGAAAAACUUGUUCAACGGGGAGAAUUGUCCAAGGUUUGUGAGCUGUGAGUUUGCAGCCAAUGAUAGCUGGUAUGUGACGUUUGACUCCGAUGCAAGUGCCCAGCAGGCGUACCAGUACCUACGAGAGGAACAGUGCACCUUCCUCAAUAAACCUAUACUGGCCAGAAUCAAAGCUAAGCCACUGAUACGGAUGACGUAUCCACGUAAUGGAUACAGACCCCAGUAUCACCAGCAACAGCAGGCCGUACAACAACAACAGCAACAACAGCAGCAACAAACAGGGGUAGUGACCUCCCCUCCGGCUGUUCCUGUCUCACAGGCAGAUCAGGCUGCUCAGCAACAGUCACAACAACAAACACAACAACAGACCCAGUACCAGGUGCAGCAACAGGUGUCCAUAAUGACACCAUACAUCAAUGGUCAGCAAACUCUUCCAUUUUUCCCCAACGCUGCCCUGCUGCCAUCAUGGCAUACAAAUGUAACUAGUCCGACUCUACUGGAUCCCAGUAUGGUGUUGGCUAUCAAUGGAUACCAGGCCACAAGUGUAGCUAAGCUGAACUCAGGGCCGUCACGACACCAGUACAACAAUGUCAACAGAAACAGUAGAAACCAGCGACCUGUUCGUCUUAACCAAGAGCACCGUAUGCAUUCAGAUAACCGUCCGAAUCAGGACCGCCAACAGGGACCUUCAGGAGGAUCAAUGGAUCGCCGUGGUGACAACACAGGAGGCGGGAGUGGUGGUGGUGGUAGUCACCGCACAAGUCCCCGCAAUUCUGACAAUUCACAGAUAUCGGGGCAUCAUUCCCCAUUUCAACGUGAAGGGCGUAGGGGAGAUAACUCUAAUAUGAACCACUCUCAUAUGGUGCAUUCAACAGUUCAGCAACAAACACAACAACCUGUUACGGACAAUAAUUCCAAUAUCACAGUCAAUAGUAGACAAUCGGAUAAUUUAUCACAACGGAUGACCCGGAGCUAUAGAAGUCGCAGGCGAAGAGAUGACGAUGGUGCUAGAAGUAUGCGACCUGGUUCUUCCCAGGCCAUCACCAAAGAUAAUAAGUUACCUAGUGAACUGCAGUUUGACUUAGAAAUCAACUCGUUCCCACCUUUACCAGGACCGGGAGCUUCGAAUUCUUCUGCUGCUGGUGAUGUCUUUGAGAGCAAAUUGUCCGAUGUUGUCAAGGGAACGGCUAAGCCCCAGGUGCGGGAGUCAAAGGCGUCCCCACCCCCUGUACCUCCCCCUCCACCUCCCCCAUCAGCCUCCAUAUCGUCUCCGCCGGUGGCGACGGUGACACCACAGAUACCAGUAGCUGUGACAGCGACGACAUCAGUGCCUGCCACCACCCGACCCUCAAGUCCGCCAAAGUCCCGGGAGUCUACCACAACGACAACGGUGACGACAAAUGGCUCCAGCGGAAACGCAUCAACAGUGCCAUCUAGUGGUAAUGCCAGCUGUACAGCUGUGGCUACCCCAGUGACGCGAGUGCCAUCACCACCAGUAAUACCACAAAAGUCUGUCAAGACAGUGAGCAUGCCAGAGAGUCAGCCAAAAUCUGCAGAAAGCCAUGUGUCUCAGCGAACAGUAAGCAGUGCUCCCAAGACUCAGGAAAAGCCAGUUCCAGUUCAGCAACAGGCCCAAGUCAAACUUACAUAUGCUCAAAUGUUGGCGAAAGGCCGAGAAGCAGAAGCUGCUGCCGCUGCUGCUGCAGCUGCAGCUGCCGAGGGCAACAGUAAACAAAGGAGCAGUGAUGAGUCAGGAGAAGAGGAUUCUAAGUCCGCUACUAGUGUACGUGCCAGUCAAACAUUAAAAGAGCAAUCUCAGACAAUUAAAACGACUACUGCCAAUUCUAGACCCCCGGUCAAAGAUCAGGGGCGCAGAGACUUUGAACCUAAAGACCAGAGAUAUGGAGGUGGCCGCCGUGCUAAAGAGAAUAGAGAACGUAGGGACAGGAGACGGAGUGAACGAGAUGGAUCCCGGUCAUCAACAAAAUAAACAAUGUCCCAGAAUGCUUCAGGAUGAUACAUCAGCAAUACAAUAUGGACUUGGACAAAUUGUUGGAAAAGUUCAAAUGAUGUAUGUUGGAAUAUUGGCUUGUAUGUAUAGGACUCUAUAUCCCUUGCACAAGCUAAGGUGAAUUUUUACAUCAUGGUUAUUGGCUGUAUGUGGAGGACUUUGUGUCUUUGAGGCAUAUUUGUUCAACAUUGAAAGUUGAAUUGUUGACUGAAAUUUCUGUUAUUGAGAAUAACACAACAGGUUGACAAUUUAAAAUUUCAAAGUGUUGAAGUAUGAAGAUAUGCAAAUAUAGCAGUUAAUGGCAGUACCACAAUAUUGCUGGUUUUAUGGAAAGAUACAAGACUUGAUACAGAAAUUCUAUUCAGUAGAAACGUUCUUUACAAUGAUAUGUGCAAGUCAAAUUUUGAAAGAAACACAGCCAAUUAGAAUUGUGAUAUAGGAUGUUACAGAUUGCUUGCAGUACUGAUGGCACCAGCUCUCUUCUUCCACCUACAGAACAUUGAGGAAGCAGGGAUCACUAGAUAUACUUGUCAGAAUGAUGAGAUGUCUCAAGAGUUUGCCUAUCUACAUUGUUUGUGUAGUUUCCGAAACACACAUCCUGCUGUUUGGUCACACUUUAUGGUGGGAAUGAAUGUAGGACACGGUUCAGAUGUUUCCAUGUAUAAGCAUUUUGUUAUAGAGUUUGUAGUUUGCUCUAAUGUGCAAUUGGUAGCCAGAUAAAUGUGUUGAUUGGUUGAAAAUAGUAUUGAAAACAUAAUUUUUGGGAGAUAUUACAUAUUGUUAGAGGUUUGCCCCUGUAACUUAGUUGGACGCUGUUGAUCUCUGUGGCGUACACAUUUGUUGAUUAUGGCAAAGAUGUUUCUAGUAAUGGCUGCCAUCAAGUGGCAGGCUUUGAUAGUUUAUCAGCGAUAUUAACCAGCACUGUAUUGGUGCAUGUCAGUCACUUCACUGUUUUUCUACCUCUGUAUCUCCCUAUUCUGUUCUUUCUAUCCAUUAUCACUGCUGAGCUGCACUUGUGGGACAGUUUGACUAGUUAACACAGAAAUACAGUUUGAGCUUGUCAAAUUUUUAAAAUGUUUUAUUUGAAUUGUUGAUUUCACUAUACUGGUUUGGUUUUGAUUAAGAAUCACCACUUUCAGCCUGUAUUUCUGGCCACCUGGUUCAAGAGUGGCUGUGUCUUUAAGACUAAUUGAACAGGUUUUGUUGAAACUCUUUGUGAUGUGCAAAUUUGUCAAAAGCUUAAAUGUGGGAUUUUCUAUUGUAAAAUUUCCUGAACAUUAUACCUCCUCAACAUCGCAAGGCUACAUAAUGUGUGACAGCCCUGUAACAGCUAUAUAACGAUGUAUACACAGAGAAACUCUCUAGUUCUAACAAUAUCAGCCACUGUAUCAACUUGUACUUAUUUUGAAGUUAAUAAUGUAUUCUUUGUCAUUCAAUGUCUGGAGAUAUAGGCUUUUUCAUUAUACACACGUCGUUCUAUAUCAAAUGUUUAACACGAGUUCGUAUCCAAUCGUAAUUCUUCUUGAUUAUCUCAAAACAGACCAGAUGACGUCAUUUUAUCUUCUGACCUGCUUUGGGUAUUUCCUUUGAGAAGAUACAUAAGGUGUCCAAGAUCUGUAACAUUGGCCCAAAUAGUUGUCAUCAACCACGACAGGUGUGUUACUAGGUGCUGAUAUUGCAAGAACAAGACUGCUUUUAUCUUGAAUUGGUGCCUGCCUGCAUUUAAUUCAUUUAGUUAAUUAUAUUUCCUAACCCUUGUUGUGGGUAAACUGUACAGAGCUAUGUGGAGGCGAAAACCUCUUUAAACACAUAUGAUAAUCAAGUGUCUGUACAUAUAUAGGACGAGUAGAAAAUCUAAUCAGUAUUCAACACUAUUUAACUUAGUGCAUCCAUUUUUAAAAAUGUUACUUGUUUUUUUUAUGUCUGUUUUGUUAUUGGAAGUUGGAAUUAAACCAGAAGUGUUAUUUUUAGGGGACAGACUUCUGACAGGAAAUUGGGGUCUACUUAUUUAUGAAAGACUCGUAAUAUACAGGUAUAAAAUCUAGAUUUCUCCUCUCAGGAUGUAAGGCUGCAUUAAACAACUUUUUCUAGUUAUUUUUCAUUUUAAUGACAAUCUUGAAGCUCAAAAAUCAUUAAUUUUUUAUUUUGAGUUGAUAGACUAACACAUUCUUGUUUCCUGUUGCCUAGAUGAUGUAACCAUAAAAAAUCAAACUGGAAGUAUGUCCAUCGAGACACAUAGUCAAAAAUCAGUUACUCUUUAGAGCAAGGAAUCAGAUUUUUUUCUCUCUCUGGUAAUGACAUACUAGGAAGAAUAUGGGCAUUUCAAAAAUAGAGAUACUUUUAAUACAAGUGAACCUUGAGACAAAUCUGCUUUUGAGAUAAGCAUCAGGCAGUGCUAUUAAGGAUUUCUGUAAACAGCUUCCUCAAGCAUAAGAAUAAACAACCAGUGAUAUUAGCACCAUACUAUGUGACAUUUUAUAAACAUAAUUUGAUUAUAAAGUUAAGAUAUCAAAAUAGUGUAUCAACAUUUGUUUUAAUCCCUUUUGUGGAGUGAUAACUAAUAAUUUGAUUGUAGAAUGCUGUAAUAUGAAAGAUAUGUAUUACACAGAAUAGGUUUUAUAUUUUUAAUUUGGAUUAAACCAUUUAAAUAAUGCCAUAACCAAUGAAAUGUGUUUUUGUGAAGAUAAUAUUUAAGACACCGUUAUUGUGUACAGCAGGUUACUUUCCCCCCCACCCCCUCCCCCUUUACCCCCAUUUUUCCAUAUUUGGCAACCAGACAAUUGAAUUUUCUGAUACUAUUGGAGUUGUGAAAUAACCAUUGAGUAGGUAGUGUGUAAGUAAAUUUGUUUACUAUGAUAUAUAUAUAUGUUUUGCUGCUAUGAGUCUGACCUAGUAUAUGAUCCUAUAUUGUGCUACAGGAAUGAAGUAUGUAUGUAUGCUUGUUGCUUUCAGAUGUGCUUUUCAAGAGUGGUGAAAGAAUUUUUUGCAUUUGGAGAAGAUAUGUAGGUGUUGAUGAAAUAUAUGAAGGAUGCGAGUCUGAAUUCUGACUUAUUUUAAAUGAGUUAUAGAGAAGUUUAAGGUCUACAUGUGGUCAUGUACAUGUUACAUUAGGUCAAAUCUUCUAGCAUACUUUUGAAGUUGUUACAAUUAUAAAACAAGAAAAUGUUUAUACAUCAACAAGAGAUGUGUAGAAAGGUUGAGAAUUUACUCCUAUAAAUAGAUUAAGCCAUUGAAGUCCGUCUCCACCCCUAAAAUAGACAGACAAAACACACCUGUAUUGUCAUAGGAUUUGUAGAGGUAAAAUCAUUACUCUCUAAAAUAAAAAGAAUCCAGAGUAUGGAUAGAGAACAUGUAAUUGUCUCCAGAAAUAGAGUAAAGUUGAUACACUCAAAAGUUUAAUGGAGAGAGCAAUGUAUAAAGGGAGAUAAUUCAUGUCAGAUUGAUAUUUCAAGCCAAGGUAUUGACAUUGUUGUAGAUACGGCCAAUUUCAAAAGCAGUGGUGCCACUUGCGUUGAAAUUGAGAAUAUUAUUCCUAGCUAUCUUUGGUCAAAGUGUCGGAGAUCUAUGUUGCAGUGUUUGUACAUGUUGUUUAUCUUGAUCCUCUUUACAGCUCAUAACAGGUUCAGCUUAAUGCUUGUAUGGUAUGGUGAUCCCAGUUAACAUUGUUGAAUGUAGUUUUUUUUUUUUUUUUUUACUUUUUAAUACUAUAUGAUAAAUUGUGAAUUAUUAUAAAUCAUUAUUAUACUUAUGAUUGUUUUGGUUCAUUACUUAGAAAAGUCAUUUUGUUUUAGGUUUGGGCUUUUUUAGUGUUUGAAUGAUUGUAUAUGUGUGAUAUAUAUAUUUAUAUAUAUUAGGAAUGUAACUGUUGAACUUGCAAUGCCCUCAAGUUACUGUCACUCAAUGACGGGCUAGGUAUUGACAAGGAUCAACUGCUGCAGUGAAUAAGGACCUUUUGCUGGUGUCCUUUCAAUACUGCAAGUUUCAAUAGAAUCUUCGCGGGAUUCUUUAAAUGUUUUUGCCAAAUAUUUUGGCUUUUUAAACAAGAGUUUCAACAGUAUAAUAUAAAUACAUGGGUUAGUUUUCUCUGAACAGUCUCAAUCAUGAUCGCUGUGGAUAUUUAGAAGAAUCGGGUAAAAUCAAUUUGAAAUUGGUUAUAAAUUAGUCAGGAAUUAUGUCUUACCUCAGAUUCAAGUCCAUCAUCUGGUAGAGAAGAAUAAGUAAGAGAGAAAAAAAGAAAUUAUGCUGAAACAUCACUUCAGUUUUAAAAGUACCUCUGUAAAUGAGAAGAAAACUGUAUAUUGGACUCCAUUUUAUAAAGUCUGUAACUUCGUAUUUGCUAAAGUUUCUCAGAUUUUUAGUCACUUAAAUUGGAUCUGUCGAAUCAGAAAAUAUACGUAGAAAAUGAUUAUUAAAGUGCUUACAAAAUUUCUCUUUUGAGUUUUGGUCAGAUAAGUGGAGCCUCAGGCCUGUCUAAUUGGGUGUCAGCGACUUGAGGGACGGAUCAGAAUACAGUCCAAGUGUAUGUGAAGAAAUAGAGAAUUAUUAUGAACUUCAUCUUACUAAAUGUGGACUAAUAUCCAGCCAAAUCUUGUUUUCAACAUUCACAUAAUAAAUCCCUUUUAAGACAAUUUUAAAAAAAGAUUGUAUUUUUGUGAAUGUGAAAUAUAAAAAUGUGUUCAUUAAAGAAACAUGUCACUAUAUUCUGUCAACAUUUAUUCUUAAAAUGAUAUUGUUUUGCAUCUUAAUUUAUUGCUCAGAAGAAUAUAGUGCUAUGCUGUUUGAGAGGAGAAUGAAAUAUCUGAAUAAUAAGAAGAAAUUGGUAUAAUUCCUUGACUUUAAUAGCCACUGACAUGUCUGCUUUUGUUAUUAACAGAUUUUCUUCUUCAAUGCAUCCAAUCAUCCGCUAACUAUAUGGAUCAUAUGAGCUUGAUUUCUAAUAACUUUGUAACCCAAUUUUGUGUGUGGAUGAAUAUGAAUGUGGAAUUGAAGUUUGCUCGUAAAAGAAAUUAUGACACCUGAUUAUUAGAACGGAUGAUGUAAGAUUCAAUUUUUUAAACAAUUUUACCAGUCGCAGUUACUUGUAUAUGAAUAUGUACAAGCAAUUGCUGAUUGUUAAAUUGUCCAAAAUUUAACUAAAUAUGUGCUAAGAUUAAACUGCUAAUUCACUUUCAGAUUAUUUGUAGGAAAUAAAAAUCUAUGUAAAAAUCAUCCACAAAUAUUACCAGGUAUUAGCCCCAUCGUAAUGUUAUAAGUCGGAGCAUUAGGAUCUUUUCAGACAUUUAAAAGUCAACCAAAAUUUCACAGGAAUGUAUGUAUUGAAGUGAGACUUUUCACAUUGUAGUAUACAUGUUGUGUGUUAUAAUUGUUGAGUGUGAUUCGUACAUGUAAAAUUUGGAUAUGUGAAAAUCAGCUGUCUCCGGGAGAUCAAUGAGGAUUUUUUUUCUUUUGUCUAUUUAAUAAAUAGCCUACUUGUAUAUAGAUAAGUCAAUGAGAUGUGUAAAAUAAGGAAUUGUAUCAGAUAUUUUUGUGAAUCACUUAGCUGGGUAUAGAAAACUAUCUUGUGGUAAUGUUAUUGAGCUGCAAUUUUCAUUAAUGUCCUUGGUUUGUAAAUAAUUUUUCCUUUCUUGUUGAUAUAGUUUGUUAAAAUAAGGAUAUUGUCAUGGCGAUGAUAACAUUGUUUUCCCUGGGUGAUUCCUUAGCAACAUUCUCAUGGUCGCUGCCAUUUUCUCUUUUUUUAAAAAACAGUCUUUUGUUUUGAAAAUUUAGCAUUUUUAGCACCAAUACUUUCAUUCGAAAGAUUACACACAGUUCAUAGAUGAUGCUAUUUUGGUAAAAAGAAAAAAGAAAGGCUUACAACUGAUAGAAAAUCAAUCUUGCAUAUAAUAUACAUUCAUUUCAAGUUCUGAAUGUAAAAUUCAAAAAUUAAAUUUUGUUAAAUAAUGAAGCUGCUUCAGUGAUUUUUUAUCAACAAUCAUAUGUCAGUGUUAAAUUGAAAAUUUGGAAUUCCAAUGAUCUGUUAGAUAAAAAUAAAAUUUUCUGUUUGUUUCAAUAUUUGUAAAUUGAGCAAUCUGUAUAUUUCAAACUUUAAUACAUUAAGUUAUAGUAUUAGCCCUAACUACACUUUGCUUCACCACUGUUCUUUGAAGUAUUUUCCAGGGUAUAGGUGCUUGCUCUGUAUGGUAAAAGUGAUCAGUUCAUUCAUAAUAAGGCUGUCUGGAAUGAUGGAAGUGUUAUUUUGUUGUUUUGCAAAAAAAUGAUCAGCAUUUGUCAUACUUCACUCCUUCAUCACAGUAAUAAGUAGGGAUGCACCUAUUAUGUAAAGCUUGAUGAUAUUUAGAAACAACUUGAGCUAUAUAUAUGCAGUAUUUUCAAACGGCUGAAAUCAGUUCAGCGCCAUGGGGAAGACGGCCCCUAUGAUUAGCCUAGUCAGUAGCAUUUAUAGGAUGGUGUUGUUUUAAAAGGAACACCCAAACAAAUACUACAAAAUUGUGUCGGUAAAAUCUAUCUCUUAUGUAUUGUAAGUUCUGGUCUUCUUUCCAUGACGAGGAUAAAGGAUGACAACAUCUUCCUUUUCAUGUGAUAGACAUUGAAUCCCUGCUACUAUGAAGUAUGCAUAAUUUUAGGAACUAUACAAUUAUGGUGUUCAAAUCUAUCAAAAAUUACCAGUUUUAUUCAAUAAAUUUAUAAAUAAAUUAUGUUCAGAAAAUUAUUUUAUGUAUGUGAUCAUUUAAAACAGUAUUCAAUUUGAUGGUAGUAGGAUUUUUUUUUUAAAUUUUACAUGCAAAAGCAAAACAAUUUGUUGGAUGUCUGUGCUGAUCCUGGUACCAAAAUAAAAAAUAAUGAGUUACUGGUUAAUAUUUAGAAAUGUAAUUGUAGAUUUUUGUAGAGGCUGUUUUCAUUCUCCAUAUAGAUUUGGAGAAUUCAUCUGUUUGUGUUAUACGACUGUGAAUUGAAGGCAGAAAUAUCCCUGAUUCAUUAUAAUGAAUGUAUGUGUGGUUUGUAAGAUUAUUUAUUUGUUAAAUCAUUAAAAUUCUGUGAUUGGUUGGCCCAUUUUAAACCUCAAUGCCUUUGAUAUGAUGAAGAUGAUUUUCUGCAUCAUUUACUGAAAUAUUGGUUUUCAGUUGUUCAACUAAUGAAAAGUUUUGUGAAAAAAGGUUCAAAAUUUGGAGAUAAACAUUAUCUGUAGUGAGGUGCACAAGUUUGGUUUGCUUAUCCAAGCAGUCACGCCUCACAUUCUGUAGUUUGCUGUAUAAUUCAUAAUGUGCUUCCAUUUUUUUUCUUUUCUUUUAAGUUUCACUGUAAACCAUUUUCAAGUAAGGUAAUGUUCAGAAUAAAAAUCGUUGAUAAGUUGAAUAAGAAAGGGGAAUAUCCCAGUGAUUACAAAAUUUGAUUAAAAUGAUUGUUUAUAAACCAUAUGCCCAUAAUUAUAGUUUGAGUACAUGAGAGUGUACUUGUCACAUUUCAUCGGGAUGGGUUUUUGUCAUUCAAGAUCUGUAGUUUUGUCCUGCCCAAUCGUCUCUUGAUAAGUUUGUCACAUGACUAGAUACAUAUUUCAGGAAAUGUCCCAGCUAUCAUUUCUUAACAGUGACCUUUUCGUCCAGGUAGUACAGGUAUAAAAACAAAUUAACCCUAUAAAUGUUCUUUUUUGUAUGUUAUUCUUUUUGAGCAAAAGGUUUUAGUAUACUUACAUGUAAAUAUAUGAAUAACUUCAAAGGAAAAAUUCUUAAAAUGCCUCUCCAUUUUUAUCCUUAUGAUUUCUAUGAAAUAAUAGAUAUUCUUGGAAGUGUUUGAAUGUAUGAAUAUAAUUCAUUGUUAAACAGUUUUUUUUCUGGUAUGUGAAAUUGUUCUCUCAGUGUUUACUCCCCUCUUUGUCUGUUUUGAAUUUUUAUGUCGGAUACAGCUCAGAAUAUAUGUACAUGUAUAUAUUAUACAUUAAAUAAUUUUGACAUUGGACAAAACCAUGCCUGUAUAAUCAUGAUAGCCCCGGCUUUUGAGAUGAUUCAGGGUAAAACUGCAUGUCUUCGUUCAUGUAUUUUUUUAUUGGGCAUACAUGUGAUUUGAUUAAAUUAUUGACAAUUUUUCGGGGGUUAAAAACAAGGACAUCCAAUAAAGAACAUCCUCAUCA